Thermochaetoides thermophila DSM 1495 is the source of this 1254-nucleotide messenger RNA. RefSeq lists its product as uncharacterized. NCBI's taxonomy places the organism in Eukaryota, Fungi, Ascomycota, Sordariomycetes, Sordariales, Chaetomiaceae. Gene Ontology annotation, cellular component: cytoplasm. Gene Ontology annotation, molecular function: tRNA methyltransferase activity; S-adenosylmethionine-dependent methyltransferase activity. The coding region runs from base 1 to 1254 and encodes 417 amino acids. The record is from RefSeq and is a predicted model, not a curated record. Gene Ontology annotation, biological process: tRNA methylation; wybutosine biosynthetic process. The transcript has a single exon.
AUGUCUCGCCCGCAGAAAAAGAAAGAAAAACCUGGAAAUCCUGUCCUAAGUGCCAUUGGCAACUGGCUGGACAGUUUACCAUCUUCGAUCCUUGAAUCCGUAUACCUCUCUUAUCUUCGCGGCGAUCUUGAUCACGAGGGAGGGGCAGCUUACAUUCGUCAACAGCUUCUCGACCGUGCCCCAAAACGCUGGGUAGUCUACGAGCCAAUGGUAUUGCUCCCAAGUGGGAGCUUCACCUCUGCUCCGUGGCCUGCCCUACUGUCCAUCCUGAGCCCGUCUCAAAAAGAUGCCCUCUGGGCCGAAAUCCUCCACCAGCUAUCACCCACCACCAAGGGAGCCUCCAAACCCACUCAUCUCGCCGUAAAUGAGGGAAUCCCCCUCCAGAUUUCCUCUCAGCGAGAAGGCGUAUCACAUCAGCAAGAAAAUAUCCUCCGCUCCCCCUCAGGUCUCAAACCCCUCUUCGGCUCCUUCGGCCCCUGCAACCCCCCCUCUCCCCCCUCCCAAACAGACUUUGAUGCUGCACUCUGGGUAUCCACAAAACAAAACGGUAUUAUCCAGACCUGGGCACCGCUGCAUAUCAUGUUCUCGAGGGGUAAUGUGAAGGAGAAAGCUAGGCUAUUAAACACGCCUGCCUUCAAACCGAGUUGUGGGAAGGAAAAGUUUGCGGUGGAUUUGUAUGCUGGGAUCGGGUACUUUGCGUUUAGUUAUGCACGGUUGGGGUUGAGGGUGCUGUGUUGGGAGUUGAAUCCUUGGAGUGUGGAGGGGUUGAGGAGGGGGGCCGAACUCAAUGGGUGGGAGGUGAGGGUUAUUGAUCCAUCGAAGGAGGAGAGGCAGAGUAAUGACGAGGAGCUACUGGCUAGGGAAGUUUUGGCGGAGGAGAAGGCGCAGAUUCUUGUUUUUCUCGAGAGUAAUGUCCAUGCUGCUGCGCGGAUUCGUCGGUUGCGAGAGAAGUGCGGUUUGGACAUUGUGCAUGUCAAUUGCGGGUUUUUGCCUACCAGCGCUCUGGUUUGGAAGGAUGCCUGGGACAUGGUGAGGGACAAUGAGAGCGAGGGCGGUUGGCUGCACUUACAUGAGAAUGUCGGCGAGUCAGAUAUUGAAACAAGGAGGAUGGAGGUGCAGGGGUUGGUGAGUCGUUGGGGAGAGGAAGGGAUAGAGAAGCGAAGGAGGGGGGCAGUGGAGCAUGUUGAAAAGGUCAAAACAUUCGCGCCAGGCGUGUGGCAUUGUGUGUUUGAUGUGAGGGUGACAGAUGAGUAG